Molecule: messenger RNA, 2586 nt
Organism: Lachancea thermotolerans CBS 6340
Lineage: Eukaryota; Fungi; Ascomycota; Saccharomycetes; Saccharomycetales; Saccharomycetaceae
Gene: DOA4
Product: ubiquitin-specific protease DOA4
Exons: 1
Coding region: 1-2586 (861 amino acids)
Biological process (GO): protein deubiquitination
Molecular function (GO): cysteine-type deubiquitinase activity
Source: RefSeq, a predicted model, not a curated record
AUGCCCCACAGCGAGGAGACCAGGAUGUUCUGCAAGUCGCUCACACAGCUCUCGCGCAUAGCAGACCAGUUCGUCAAGCAGGACGGCGAAAACCUCGACAUGGAAACGCUCCUUCAGGAGUGUAUCGACACCCUAGUCAACUACCAGGACGAGUGCAAGAAGGUGCGCAAGCUCGGUCCGGGCCCCGACACGCGGGACCCGGCCGUCUUCGAGGCCUACGAGUCCGCGUACGUCUACUACAAGAUCGUCUCGCAGAUCGUGCUCAACAAAAUCCCAGAUCUGCCCCAGUUCGUGCAGGCCAAGGACUCCGCGAAAAGCCAGAAGGAGCGCGGUCUCCUCGAGGUCUACAACAUGCUGCUCAAGACCCUGCUCACGGACGAGAAGAUAGGGGAGCUGCGCAAGUUCCUCAAGGACCACUCGCGGCCCGAGCCCCGGCAACACAAAAAGGGUGCCGGCGACGUUUCAAAAACCUGGGCGAACGGUCAAGCCAUAUCGCCCUCGGAGCUACAGUCUCUGCUUGGAGCCCAAAACGCCCUCCUGAUAGACCUUAGGCCUCGCAUAAAAUUCGUGGAGUCCCACAUCAAAACCGAUAAAAUAAUGUGCAUAGAACCUAUCUCUUUCAAGGACAGCUACUCAGACACCGAGAUAACCCGGAGGUCGCUCAUAACCUCGCCCAACGAGGAGGUCCAGCUGUUCCAAGAAAGAGACAAGUUCGACUACAUCGUAAUAUACACCGACGAACACGACAGAACUCAGUUCUGCAAGCAGAAACAAGCAAGCCUUGUGGACCUCUUGGUGAACCGAUCCUUUGAAAAGCCGCUCCAGCGCACAAUCAUACUGACACUGCAAGGUGGCUUCGAAAACUGGUGCCGCAACCGCGGCCCCUGCGACAAAUCGGAAUCCUCAGAAGAAACGAACUUCGCAAGCGAAUAUGGCGUCCCGCCUCUCAUUCCUAAAAUACUCCCCGCGCUGCGGCCCAUCCCUCCCUCGGCACAGGAUCCGCUGAGCGUGAAAGGGGGUAUGACCCUCAACACAAGCCUGACCCACGACAAACCGCUCAAUACACAGCCUUUCCCUGAACAACAGCAGCCCAGGCUCAAGCGAACUUCGAGCUUCAAAGACAAGUUCUCAAGCUUGACCCCAUCCCGCUCUCGCGCUGGCAGUCCGUCUUUGCAGUCCCCGACUAUAUUACAUACGGACUCUACCACGUACCCGGAUGCUCCCCAGCUUGCCCCCUCCUCCGUUCAACUUAAUGCGUUGUCUCAACUGCAGCCUAUCCACUCAAGAGCUGUGACUCCACAGUCGAAGAGCUUGUCGCCGCCCCGCUACAACGUAAAUGGCAGUGGCCAGUUGACUAGCGAUCUGAUGGGCCACUCCCCUUCUCCGCCAAAGCCCGUUAUCUUUCCAGUUAGUUCCCAAUCUUCGGUCGCUAAUUAUCAGAAUGGAAGCAAGCCCCUUACAAGGCGCAACACCAAUUUCACCGUUGGACUUACAAACCUGGGCAAUUCGUGCUAUAUGAACUGCAUCAUACAGUGUUUACUUGGAACCCAUGAGCUUACGCAGAUCUUUUUGGAUGAUUCUUACAAAAACCAUGUUAAUCUUAACAGCAAAUUGGGCUCUAAGGGAGUGCUUGCAAAGUAUUUUUCGCAGUUGAUUCACACAAUGCAGCAGCAGGCUGCGUCAGCGUCAACCAAACAGAAUUCAGGCGAUAAGACCGCUGUUCAGCCACUUCAUUUUAAAGUCGCAUGCGGCUCCAUCAACUCUCUUUUUAGAAGUUCUUCUCAGCAGGACUGUCAAGAAUUUUGCCAAUUUUUACUGGACGGAUUGCAUGAAGACCUUAACCAGUGCGGCGGGAACCCCGCGUUGAAGGAGCUUUCAGAAGAAGCAGAGGGAAUACGUGAGAAGCUCUGUAUGAGGAUAGCAAGCUCUAUUGAGUGGGAGAGAUAUCUAACUACCGACUUCAGUGUGAUUGUUGAUUUAUUUCAAGGACAGUACGCUUCGCAGCUUACGUGUAAAGUUUGCGGCCGGACCUCGACGACCUAUCAGCCCUUCUCAGUCCUCUCAGUUCCAGUUCCCAGUGGUUCCAAGUGUGAUAUUAUAGAUUGCUUCAAGGAAUUCACUAAAGUGGAAACUCUGGAAAAGGACGAGCAAUGGUCUUGUCCCCGGUGCAAGUGUAAGCAGCCAUCCACCAAGAAAAUUACAAUAACAAGGUUACCUCGCAACCUUGUAAUUCAUCUAAAAAGGUUUGAUAACCUGCUUCACAAAAACAACAUUUUUGUAUCGUACCCUCACACGUUAGACCUUACGCCAUUUUGGGCUAAUGACUUUGAUGGAAGAUUACCACCAGGUGUGGCUGAACUCCCAACCAGAGGCCAGGUACCUCCAUUUAACUACAACUUGUAUGCGGUGGCUUGUCACUUUGGUACGCUUUAUGGGGGACAUUAUACUUCGUACGUUGACAAGGGUGACAAAGCUGGGUGGUGUUACUUCGACGACACAAGCUGGAGGAAGGCCAAAAGUCAAGGUGAAUGCAUCACCCUCAGUGCGUAUGUGUUGUUUUAUCACCGUAAAUACAAUGUUUCUUAA